AUGGACCUCAGGGGCAAGGGAGCAGAAAAGAGCUGGUAUAUCUGUAAGAAUGCUUUCUAUAGAGCAUCAGAGAUCUCAGAAAUCUGGCAAGGAAGGGAUGAGGUGAGGAAGGUCAAGGUGCAGCUGGAACUGAACUUGGCAAGGGAUAUAAAGCAAACCAAGAAAGGGUUCUACAGGUACGUAAACCAGAACAGGAAGGUUAAAGAAAGCAUUCCCCCUAUGAUGAGCAAGAGUGGGGAACCAGUUGAUGAGCAGAAGGAUGAGGUUCUCAGCAACUUUUUUGCCUCAGUCUUCACUGGCAACCCCUCUCCUCAUGGAUCUCAUGUUGAUGUCCCACAAGAUGGAGACCAGGGAGACAAAGUCCCUCUCAUUACAAGCAAAGAAAAAGUGCAUGAUCAUCUGAGGAACCUGAAGAUAUACAAGUCCAUAGGACCUGAUGAAAUGCAUCACAUAAUCCUGAGGGGAUUAGCUGAUGUAGUUGCCAAGUCACUCUUCAUGAUAUUUGAAAAGUCCCGGCAGUCAGAUGAUGACUGGAAUCUCAGCUGUGCUUCAGUUUACCCAGACAAGACUGCAAGACCCCUUGCUCCCCACAAGUCCAUGGGACCAGAUGAGAUCCAUCCUAGGGUGCUGAGAGAGCUGGCAGAUGAGCUGGCCAAGCCACUCUCCAUGAUUUUUCAUCAGUCCUGGCUCACUGGAGAGAUCCCAGAUGACUGGAAGCUGGCCAACGUGGUACCCAUCCACAAGAAGGGCCGGUUGGAUGAGCCAGGGAAUUACAGGCCUGUCAGCCUGACCUCAGUACCAGGAAAGAUUAUGGAGCAGGUCAUCCUGUGUGCAAUCACACAACACUUAGAGGAUGGCCAAGGGAUCAGGCCCAGCCAGCAUGGGUUUAGGAAGGGCAGGUCCUGCCUGACCAACCUGAUCUCCUUCUAUGAUCAGGUGACCCGCCUGGUGGAUGUGGGGAGGCCUGUGGAUGUAGUCUACCUGGACCUCAGCAAGGCCUUUGACACCGUUCCCCAUAGCAAACUCCUGGCCAAGCUGUCAGCCCAUGGCUUGGAUGGGAGCACACUGCGAUGGGUUAGGAACUGGCUGGAGGGCCGAGCCCAGAGAGUGGUGGUGAAUGGUGCCACAUCCAGCUGGCAGCCAGUCAGCAGUGGUGUGCCCCAGGGAUCAGUACUGGGCCCCAUGCUCUUUAACAUCUUUAUUGAUGAUCUGGACGAGGGCAUCGAGUCCAUCAUCAGUAAAUUUGCUGACGACACCAAGCUGGGCGCAGGAGUUGAUCUGCUGGAGGGUAGAGAGGCUCUGCAGAGGGACCUCGACAGGCUGGACAGAUGGGCAGAGUCCAACGGCAUGAGAUUUAACACAUCCAAGUGCCAGGUUCUGCACAUUGGCCACAGCAACCCCAUGCAGAGCUACAGGCUGGGGUCAGAGUGGCUGGAGAGCAGUCAGGCUGAGAGGGACCUGGGGGUGCUGGUCGACGGUAGACUGAACAUGAGCCUGCAGUGUGCCCAGGCAGCUAAGAGGGCCAAUGGCAUUCUGGCCUGCAUCAGGAACAGUGUGGCCAGCAGGAGCAGGGAGGUCAUUCUGCCCCUGUACACUGCACUGGUGCAAAGGAAAGGCUCAGGAGAAUCUACUAGCAUGCAAGUGCAUCACAGUAGUCCUUCUGCUACUCAGAGUUCCCUAAGCAAAAUCACACUCUUUGUGUUUUAUACCCAAGGAGAGGAAUUUCAUUAUGAAGACAGGAAAUCUAGAACACUGUUCGUGCCCUGUGCUCCAAACCCGGGACUGCUCCUUCGAGCCAAGAAAAGGGGAAGCUAUUGCUUCAUGCAGCCGUGCUUCUUCCCUGCAGCCGUCCUCACCAGCCCCGAAGGUCAUUGCCACGAGGGACGACCCCAUUCCGGAACCAGCCGUACUGGCCCUGCCGGGGAUGACUCCGCAGGACUGCUCCCUGCUAUCAGGAGGGAGCCGCCUGAGUCCUGCGAAGCGACCUUGCCUACCGGCUAG
Dryobates pubescens (Downy woodpecker) is the source of this 2001-nucleotide messenger RNA. RefSeq lists its product as uncharacterized. The record is from RefSeq and is a predicted model, not a curated record. NCBI's taxonomy places the organism in Eukaryota, Metazoa, Chordata, Aves, Piciformes, Picidae.